Molecule: messenger RNA, 2966 nt
Organism: Rhipicephalus sanguineus (brown dog tick)
Lineage: Eukaryota; Metazoa; Arthropoda; Arachnida; Ixodida; Ixodidae
Product: acetylcholinesterase-1
Exons: 3
Coding region: 17-1924 (635 amino acids)
Biological process (GO): choline metabolic process; acetylcholine catabolic process
Cellular component (GO): plasma membrane
Molecular function (GO): acetylcholinesterase activity
Source: RefSeq, a predicted model, not a curated record
AAGCACAGAUGUAGACAUGUCUCACUGGCGAGCAGUCAUAGUCGCCGCGUUGACCUCACUGUUAUGUGGUGCUGAGCGGCCCAUGGUCCGUACGCCUCAGGGGCCAGUCGAGGGCGUACGUUUGUUUCACCAAGGAAAACACAUGGACGGUUUCUUUGGAAUUCCAUUUGCUCAGCCGCCAGUAGGCGAGCUCAGAUUUCGAAAGCCAUUGCCUUCGAAGCCUUGGAAGAACGUGCGAGACGCCAGUCAGUUUCAGCCGGCAUGUAUGCAAACCAACCAUCGUCUGAACCGCGAAAUUUUGCUCAACUACUCCACUUCCUCGUCCGAGGAUUGUUUGCACAUGAACGUUUGGAGACCGAGCUGUGUAACGCAAAACACCUGCGACUACGAGGCUCCCCUGCUGCCUGUCGUGCUUUUCAUCUAUGGCGGCGCCUUCCAGUGGGGCGAUGCGUCAGCCUUCUACAACGACGGCCUUGUAUUCUCGUCAGUGAACGAAGUUGUUUUUGUGAGCUUCAACUAUCGUAUGAACGUGUUUGGAUUUCUCAGUGACUGGUCACCCGAUGCGCCGGGCAAUCUGGCUUUCUGGGACCAACUAUUGGCUAUGCAGUGGGUGCGAAGGAGCAUUUCCACCUUUGGCGGCGACCCACUGCUCGUUACACUGUACGGUCAGAGCUCAGGAGCAAUGUCCGCCGGUGUCCAUGUCCUGUCUCCACUUAGCAAAGGGCUCUUCAAGAGAUGCAUCUUCGAAAGCGGCACAGCAUUAUCUCUGAUAACGUUUCAGCGCCGCAACCAAAUGAGCUUCUUCAACAACUUGGCUGGACAACUUAAUUGCACCGAUCGCGCGAGCAACUCGUCAGCGAUGUUGGAAUGCAUGAGGAAAGUGAACUCCCGAGAAGUAAUACACAGGCUCAGAUCAGUGGGCCAAUUAACGAGCAUGUUCUUUCCAACCUCGGGAGAUGUGUUCGUGCCGGAGUAUCCUAUCGAUUUCGACAAAGUUGACUGCAUAAAUGGAGAAGAGAUGCUCAUGGGCACCACGCUUGAUGAAGGAACUGUGUUUUUCUAUCACCCCAUUGAAAGGCUUCGAGAGUUGGAACCGGCACUGUACGACUACUACGAAGGCGCUACGGCCAUAGUAUUGAGCACAUCAUUCUCUAUUCCUCUUUCAACGGCGCGUCAGUACAUCUCCUCUUUAUUUGAGAACACUGCGAAUGACCUCAGUGUUGAUGAAGUACUACGUACGCUUAGCCACUCGUUCGGUGACCCCGUGUUCGUCUGCAGUACAAACUUAUGGGGGGAGCAGCUGGCUAAGCGAGGACAUCACGUCUACCGUUAUGUUUAUAGCCAUCGUAUGCCACUUAGCAUCUGGGACGAGUGGAUGGGCGUUGUGCACACUGACGACUUGCCUUACAUGCUGGGUUCCGUGGCGACAUUUAAGAAGAACUUGCGUUCAGAGCGAUGGGACGACUUGCCGGAUUGGUUCAGAAACUACAACGCGACAUCCGCGGAACUUACUUUUAGCACGAACUUGGUGAAAUCCCUCGGUGCAUUUGUAAAGACCGGGAAGCCAAAGAUUCCGCUGUCGAACGCUGAGUGGCCCAAGUACACAGCCCAGAAGCCGGAGUUCGUGUAUCUACAGCCCAGCAACUACACCCGAGGCCUUGGCCCCAAGAGAGAGCGCUGCGAAUAUUGGAGACCGUUUCUACUCAAGCAGAGUGAAGGCGCACCGGCUACGCAGCAACCGCUGCGGUCCGAGACGUCGUCCACAGAGUCACCGCUUCUCGCCAAGUCAACACGGCCUGCUGUACAAGAGGCUGCCCCCAAGAGUGACGUCAGACUGGAGCUCCAUUCCAGCUCGUACAUUCCUGAGCCUUCCGCCGUGCUAUUCACUUUCGUCGUUUUCAUCAUAUGGAUUUGCAUGGCGUAGCUACACCCCUCGGUUGAGAUCUAGGCAGCGUACUUUUUCCUUUUUUUUGUCAAUUACCGUAGUGUCUAGAAUCAUCGUCUAUCACUUAAAAGUCACCAUUUUCAUCAUUUCUUCUUUUUUCUAUUUUUAUAAAAAUGAGAAAACAAGGAGAUAACACCACGUAGCUUGCAAAAGCUGCAAUUUGUUCUUACUAGUGCAUAAGAAACUCCAUUUAGCGACUUUGCCGACUAUGAGGAAUACCGUGCCCAUGCCGGAUUUAAACAAUUCCUGAAGCCUUAAUUUUCUACAUCAUUCUGUUUUCAAAUUUUUAUGUCGGCUACGCAACGUCUCUUAAAGUUCUUUUUAAGUACAAAUUAUAGCCCGGAGACACGUGGUCAGUAAAGAGAAAGUAAUGAAAAAAAAAGUCAGGCAGACUGUCCAGUUUGCUACCUUUCUCGCGGGGAAUGUGAUAGGAGUGCGGAAGAAAGAGAGAGAGAGAGAAUGAGAGAGUGAAGAGAGUGUGAAGAUGUUUCGGGUAAGGCACGUAUAGUUGAAGCGCGGUGCAUUUACAGUCGAGUAUUUGCCUCACUGAUUAUCACGUAAUAGCAGUUGUUUGUUCCGGCGAUAUUAUCCCUUUGGAAGUGUGUCUAUAUCAACCCCAAACGUACAUUGAAUGCGUUGAUCAGCUUAAUAAUAGCGAUGACACUGAACACCUCACUAGAGCCUGACUGUGGGGCAGUGGUUAGAGCCGGCUGAACUUUGAGCUCACCGUUUUACAAAGCUCGAAAUGGUGCGACAACACUGGCGCCAAAGUGCCAGAUGAGUAGAGAGACGCUGAAAUCAACGGCCUGGCAGCGGCUGUGGUCCCAUGAAAUGACACAGCGAAGACAUUAGGUAAAAACGAGACGUCGUUGGACAACUGCUGUACCAGCUAGUCUUUCCCAAAGACUGCAGAUUCGACGAAGUAACAGUAAUAGUUGCUGACACACCAUUUUCAUCGAUUCUCACUUGCGUAGACUUAGGUUGUACCACAUCUUGUAAAUAAAGCGCCUUUCUUUCACUG